This is a messenger RNA of Gambusia affinis (western mosquitofish), 3317 nucleotides long. It is a transcript of the gene ormdl2, whose product is annotated as ORMDL sphingolipid biosynthesis regulator 2. The transcript has 4 exons. Gene Ontology annotation, biological process: negative regulation of ceramide biosynthetic process; ceramide metabolic process; intracellular sphingolipid homeostasis. The record is from RefSeq and is a predicted model, not a curated record. NCBI's taxonomy places the organism in Eukaryota, Metazoa, Chordata, Actinopteri, Cyprinodontiformes, Poeciliidae. Bases 138 to 599 code for a protein of 153 amino acids. Gene Ontology annotation, cellular component: endoplasmic reticulum membrane.
UCAUAACGGUUCAAAGUUUAACAAGUACAGCUACGGUGUGAAUAGUUAGGAAAUUAUAAUACUUGAAUGUACGGAUUCAUUUACAGUAGUUUGUACCUGCCUGGUUAGUGGUUCGCGGAUGGAAACUGCGGCUAAAGAUGAAUGUUGGUGUUGCUCACAGUGAGGUGAACCCCAACACACGGGUGAUGAACAGCAGGGGAAUAUGGCUCACCUAUCUUUUACUGACCGUGGUUCUGCACAUUGUUCUGCUCAGCAUCCCUUUCUUCUCGGUGCCGCUCGUCUGGACCCUCACCAACGUCAUCCACAAUCUGGCGAUGUACCUGUUCCUGCACACAGUGAAGGGCACUCCCUUCGAAACUCCAGACCAGGGCAAAGCUCGCCUGCUCACGCACUGGGAACAGAUGGACUACGGCGUCCAGUUCACUUCUUCACGCAAGUUCCUCACCAUCUCACCAAUUGUUCUGCACAUUCUUGCCAGUUUCUACACGAAAUACGAUGCAACGCAUUUUUUAAUCAACACAUGCUCCCUGAUGACCGUCUUAAUCCCAAAGCUGCCGCAGCUUCACGGAGUACGGAUAUUUGGCAUCAACAAGUACUGACGCACCCCAAAACUGGGGCUUUAUCCACAAAAACUGGACUUAUGGUUGUUCUGCUCCUGCUGAACUGUUUUCUGAGUAACAGUAAAAACUGAGGAGUGCCCUGAACGCCUGGAGAAACUGAAUGCACUGUUUUAUCAAAGUGCUUCUCAUACGAAAACAAGAUCCGUUGCUUGUGUUUUUGAAGGUUAAAAAUGCACUGGUUUUAUUUUGUGAUGUUUGUUCACCUUUUUUCUUUUUUUUUUUUUUUUUUGCACUGGCUGCAACUGUGUAAAGCUGAGUUUAUUUGCCAUAAUUAUAAACCAAUCAGUUUUUUCUACCUAACCCAGCAUGCAUUUACAUGCCUACAAUAAAUAUUUUACCGUGAUAUAAAAGUGGGCAUCAUUUUAGAAACCUGCCAGCUCUAAAAAUAGGAUAGGAGUUUGUAGAAUCCACUUGGUUCAGGAUUUCACAAACUCAAAUUUGAGACUUUUUAAGACUAUUCUGAAUGUAAUUUAAGACCUGCAGCACAGCAGAAAUGUACAAAAGAAAACUGCAAAUAAAUAAGUUGUACCAGUUGGCAACAGAAGUGAGCCAAUGGUGAAGACGAACAUCAUCCAGUCAACUGUAAAAAUAAAUACAUUUCUACUUGCCCAUAGUGGAUGUAAAAAAGCUAGCUAGCUCGUUAGCAGCUAGCUAUUAGCUACUUAUGGUUGCUACUUAUUAGCAAUCGCUUUGCAUCAUCCUAAUCCAAUGAAGAUGUCUGUGCACAUCUCAGUUUGUGUAGCAGUAAUAUCCUGCAAGAAAAAGGAAAACUACAUUGAAUGAGAUUAAAUACUAAUGCCACAAAAAAUUAAGACCUGCAAUUAACAUAUUUAAGGCCAACUUAUUGUUUUUCAAUCAAUUUAAGACAUUUUAAGGUCUUCAGUUUAUACUAAUAAAUUUAAGAGAAUCCUCUUCAUGCUGUUAGAUGACAUUCAAUCAUUUAAUCUUCCUUUGGGAUAAAUAUAUUAUUUUCGGGGUUUAUGCAGGUGUCACCAACUCAAAUUUAAGACUUUUUUUUUUUGACCAUGUGAAUAAAAUUUAAGCCCUAUAUUACAAGAGAUGGACAAAGCAAAUGAAGGGGACUAAAGUUAAAAUUUCUGGUGUCAUUUUGUGGCAGUAGCGUUUUUCACAUGGCAUAUGGCUUUCUUGCUAGAUAGCAAUAGCAUCUUGUUACCAUUAGCCUUAACAGCUUUGAGUUAUAGAACGCAGUGAGUGAAGAUGUCAGAUAAAAGGUCUUGUAAGAAAAAUCUAGAAUAUAUUACAUUAAUUAGUCCUGCCGCAAACAAAAUUUAAGACCUGUGAUUAAUGUUUUUCAUUAAUGUUUAAUGAAUAAAGGCAUUUUAAUGCCUUUAUUUUAUAUUCAUAAAUUUAAGAAAAUCAUCUUCACACUCUCAAAUGACCUUAAAUCGUUUAAUCUCAAAUUUAAGAAUUGUCAGGACCUUUAGUGAUAAAGGUCCUGACGAGCAAUGUUAAAAAAAAAGGAGGGUGGGGGAACCAAAACUAAAACUUCUCACAUGGCCUCAUGCUAUGUGAAAAUAUGUCCAGGUUACAUCUUCUCUCAUCAUCAGUGAGUGAAGAUGUCUGCAAAAGUCCCGUAAGAAAAGCAGAGAAUAUAUAACAUUAAUUACUCCUGCCACAACAAAAUGUAAGACCUGUGAUUAAUGUUUUUAAAGCUAACUUGUUGUUUUUCAAUAACUUAAAGACAUUUUAAGGCCUUAAUUUUAGGUACAUUAAUUUAAGACUUUUUAAGGAUCCCAUUGGCCCCACAUAGGCCAGUUUUCAAGCUGUGGGGAAGUCCAGACACUUUACAUGAGGAGGCUGUGACAGUUUUCUCCAUAUGCUCGUAUAUCCAAGGGGUUCCCCCCCUUCCACAUUCAAUAGAGUCCUGUUUGCGUUGGAACGAGGGUUUCCCUGUUUGUAAUGCAUGUUUCGGGGAAGUAGUUCAAAGGAAACACAGCGGGGUGUGAAUGUUGCCUAGGUUGAUCUGAGCCUGGGAAAUACAUGCAAAUGUUGCUCGCUGGAUCAGCUGUUUUAAACCUGUUGAGUAAUUGUUUGUAAGCAUUUCCAGCGGUGUGGAUCGCUGCGUGGACACGAGCAAAUUGUAAAGAAACCUGCGGUGGGAUUCUCGCUGCUGCUGCCUUUAAAUGUCACACUGCCCCCAAGAUGUCACUGAAACUAGAGUGGGAGGGUAAAAGAGAAAGGAUAGACGUUAGGUUUUCUUUUUCAAACGUAGAUUGUGCUUGAUGAAAGAUAACAUUAUCUGCUCUGGAAAGCUGUUUUUCUUUUUUAAAUGUAUUCCUGGCUCAACUUCUGCUUUGAAUUUAACAUCAGUCAUAAUGUCAGCUUAUGAGCAACAGAUUUAAUAAGUUUCAGUGCACAGUGAGUCGUUUGUGUAAAGUUUUGAACUGACGUGGAAAGACAAAUAUGAAAAAGGUCAGAAAUUUCUUCUGAUUUAUCUUUGAUCUUGUUUUGCAGAUUAUCAAGCAAACUUUUUUUUAAUGUGGUAAAAACAUGAGUUUUACUGCUAUACUGAGACAAUUAGAUUCAUUUACAGUCAGAAGUUUACAUGGACUUUACACACAUUUCAUUUAUUUGGGGCUUUGAGGCAUUUUGAACAAAGUGUUUGUAGUGACUUUGCACCACAUAUUUAUGGAUCAAUGACAAUAAAAUCAAGAGCUGGAUGCUAAGAAUUAAAUU